This is a messenger RNA of Candida albicans SC5314, 489 nucleotides long. RefSeq lists its product as uncharacterized. Lineage: Eukaryota; Fungi; Ascomycota; Pichiomycetes; Serinales; Debaryomycetaceae. The record is from RefSeq and is a predicted model, not a curated record. The coding region runs from base 1 to 489 and encodes 162 amino acids. The transcript has a single exon.
AUGGCCCUCCGAAAUUAUUUAUAUGCUAAACACGAUCAUGAUACAUCAAUAGAUAUUAAAAUAAAUAAAGAUAACAGUCUAAUGUCCAAUAUAACAGAAAAAGUAUCUCCUUCAUCUCCUUCUCCUUCCGAUCCAUCCGAUUCACAGAAACAACAACGAUCACCAAUGCAAAUACAACAAUCAAGAAGAAGAAUAAUUCGAAUCGUUCAUAAAAAAUCAUCAAAUAAAUUAAAGUUAAAUCCCCUGGUUAAUUCUAUAGAAAAAUUAACUAAUAAUAUUGAAAAUGUUCAUAUUGAAAAAAAGAAAAAGGAAAAUUGUUUAAAUGAUUGUAAUUUAUGUGAUUGUAAAAAUGAAACCAAUGAUAAUGAAAAAGAUAAUCCAUUGAUUCAAGUUGAAGUUGAUAAUAGAGUUAAUAGUGGUGGUGUUGGUGAUGGUGGACAUAAUGAAAUUGUUAGUAACAAUGAAAUUGAUUUUACUUCUUCACUCUAA